Molecule: messenger RNA, 1688 nt
Organism: Galeopterus variegatus (Sunda flying lemur)
Lineage: Eukaryota; Metazoa; Chordata; Mammalia; Dermoptera; Cynocephalidae
Gene: CRCP
Product: CGRP receptor component
Exons: 6
Coding region: 78-524 (148 amino acids)
Biological process (GO): transcription initiation at RNA polymerase III promoter
Cellular component (GO): RNA polymerase III complex
Molecular function (GO): nucleotide binding
Source: RefSeq, a predicted model, not a curated record
GGGUUGGUGGCGGUAGCGGCGGCGCCGUGGGAGCCUCCUCGUCCGCUGGUGGCCGGGGGCGGCGACGCGAGGGCGACAUGGAAGUAAAGGAUGCCAAUUCUGCACUGCUUAGUAACUAUGAGGUGUUCCAGUUACUAACUGAUCUGAAAGAGCAGCGUAAAGAAAGUGGAAAGAAUAAACACAGUUCUGGGCAACAGAACUUGAAUACUAUCACCUAUGAAACAUUAAAAUACAUAUCAAAAACACCAUGCAGGUACCAGAGUCCUGAGAUUGUCAGUGAAUUCCUCACAGCAAUGAAAAGCCACAAGUUGACCAAAGCUGAAAAGCUUCAGCUGCUGAACCACAGGCCUGUGACUGCUGUGGAGAUCCAGCUGAUGGUAGAAGAGAGUGAAGAACGGCUCACAGAGGAGCAGAUUGAAGCUCUUCUCCACACCAUCACGAGCAUUCUGCCUGCGGGGCCAGAGGCUGAGCAGAAGAAAACCACCAGCAAUGCUGAGACCAUGGACAAAGAGGACCCUGCAUAGAAGAGUGCAGCUGGCCCAGCAGCUGUUUCCUGCAUGUCCCAGGAUUGUUUGUUUGAUUUUACCCUUUCCCCCAACAGGCCUCAUUUCACAGUUAGGUGGGUAAGUGACAAAAAUAGGCUGAAAAGAAGUAUUUGUGCCUUGGGGAGAAGAAGCAUGGUGAAGACAGGCUAUGCUUGUCAGGGCAGAGCGCUGAAGAGGGGAGGACAGUGACUGUGGACCCUGUGGUAGAACUGUUUCUUCUAUGGCCUUUGCCCCACUUGUGGGGAGGUCUAUGUGCACAGCUGGUAAAAUACGUGGGUUGCCUUUGAUGGGCUGAGUCCUAAUUAGUUUCAUCUGCUUCCCUAGAAAUUUCCCAAGCAGGGGCUUAGAGCACUGUUAGGAUGAGAGCUGAAUUAUGAGAAUCUGACUAGAUGGCUAAAAACUCCUAGAGCAACAAAUUGAUGCCCCAGCAGUUCACAUGAGCUGCUGAACUUGGCUCACCUUAGAGGAAUUUCCUCGAGAACAGGAGAGAUAAGAAAAGAACAGGCCUGGCUGACCCUUCAUCUGUUUUAAAGGCCCCUUUCCUCUGCUGGCAUAGGCUUUGUUUACUGGCUCACUGUUUACUGUUAAAUGUUAGAGAUCAGCCCAUUCCAUUUGGAAAGAGGCACUCUGCACUGAAUGACAGCGGCAGCAAAAGAACAGCGCUGGCUGUCUUUCUGACCACCCUUGGGUUCUUGCCCCAACACGGCAGCCCUGGGCAGGCGCUGCCUGUGGACACCAGGGGAGCUUCAUUUGCCCCGUGGGCUAAUCGUUUGCCCCUUUAAAAAGGCACAGUUAUGUAGCUCUUUUCAUGAGCAGAAUGUGUAAGACCCAGAGGUUGAUUAAUAAGAAUUUGAAUGUGCUAGCUGUUGGAAGAAUACAUCCAUUUUUGAAUUUAAAAUAUUAAGAUAAUUACCACGUGGAGACCUUUUUAAUAUUCAGACUUUGGAAAGUUUAGUAGCUGCAGGCAUGCGGUUGCCUUAAUUCCUAAGAAUAUUGCUAAAAAUCUGGUUUCCCACAUUCACUCUGUUCCCUGUUUAGGGAAGAAAAUGCCCAUAGAUAUUAAUUUUCCAAAUUGGUGCUCAUUUUGUUGUAAGAUUACAUAUUUUCAAUGCCACUGUUAAUUGGAUGACUUCUGACCCCCUU